This is a messenger RNA of Trichophyton rubrum CBS 118892, 513 nucleotides long. RefSeq lists its product as uncharacterized. Gene Ontology annotation, biological process: translation. The record is from RefSeq and is a predicted model, not a curated record. Lineage: Eukaryota; Fungi; Ascomycota; Eurotiomycetes; Onygenales; Arthrodermataceae. Gene Ontology annotation, molecular function: structural constituent of ribosome. Gene Ontology annotation, cellular component: ribosome; mitochondrion. The transcript has a single exon. The coding region runs from base 1 to 513 and encodes 170 amino acids.
AUGUCGCUCGUCAAUCUCGCACACGUCUGUUCACAUCUUUCAAAUGCCAGCAAGGCUCGACUGGCUCUAACGUCUAUCCCGAAUUCGAAUCUGCAUCUCGCACUUUCCAAUGCCCUUGUCGAAGCCGGUUUCUUGUCAUCUGUCGUUCGAGGAGGACCAACACCACCACCACAGCACAUGUUGCUGAAUAUACCUGCAGUCAAUGACGAAUUAGAACCAAUCGAACCUGUGACCCAAGCCAAUAUUGCGUCAAGAAGACUAUGGCUAGGCCUCAAGUACUGGCAGAGCCAGCCAGUUCUCUCCAAACUAUCAAUGGUCAGCAAGCCUACUCGGCGGAUAUACGUGGAUACAGAAGCAUUGCGGGACAUUGUCAGAGGGUCAAAAAGUCGCACCAUCGCUGGGUUGAGGAACCCUGGUGAGUGUUUGUUCCUGAGUACAGAUUGUGGGAUUCUAGAGUCCCGGCAGUGCGUGGAAAAGAAAAUUGGAGGGCUCGUUCUCUGUCGUGCUGUUUAG